Molecule: messenger RNA, 2524 nt
Organism: Nematostella vectensis (starlet sea anemone)
Lineage: Eukaryota; Metazoa; Cnidaria; Anthozoa; Actiniaria; Edwardsiidae
Product: leucine-rich repeat-containing protein 57-like
Exons: 1
Coding region: 1443-2285 (280 amino acids)
Molecular function (GO): protein binding
Source: RefSeq, a predicted model, not a curated record
AUGGGGAAGUAGAAAGUGUCCGUUUUAGAUCAGCGGUAAGUUGUAGGAAAGACAGUUAUAUCUCACAGUAUUAUGGGACAAUGAUUAUUUGAUUUUACAUUAUAAAAUAAUUAAGAUAGUGCAGCAUAGAAUUGUGUAUCAUCAGAUAGUGCAGCAUAGAAUUUGUGCAUCAUCAGUCAACAACCCUGCGAAUUCCGAUGAACUUUUACCUUUUAACACUAAAAAAUAUUAUUCUUUUUUAGAAAAAUGUGUCCCAGGUAGAAAAGAAAUUGAAAAAAUAAGUCUAAAUAUAUGAACAACCAAACAAUGAAGUAAAUAUUGCUUGGAAUUUGAAGCCAGUUCUUCAGUUAUUUAAACUGUUUUCUGUGCGCUAGCUGAUGUGCACUGGUAUGACACCAUUUAGCGCAAAGAAUAUUUUAUUUCUUAAAUAAAUAAUAAAUUGUUUUAUAAUAACCAACUUUACCUUGUGUACAAUUUCUUCUUGAUGACUAUUGGUAAGUCUGUUAUGAUGAUAAUAUUUUAUUUAAACAAAGCAGUACAAAAGAGCUUGGUGUAAAUAAAACAGACAUAAGUGGAAUUAAAGAGCCCAUGACAGCCACACCAUUGUUAUUGUUUUCUAUAAAUACUGGAAGAUAAAUAAUGUGAUAAGAUCUCAAAAUAAUCCUCUGAAUCACAUUUUUUAAAAUUCAUUUACUAAAUUAAUAGAAAAUAUCUCUAAAAUUAAAAAAUCAAUAAUGGGAUGGAAAUGGUUGCCUUCUCAAACUUGGUAUUUUGCCUUUUUUUAAACUAUACUGUAUAAAGUUUAUUUACUACCAUAUGUAAAUUAUUUUUUUCACUAUUAUUUGCAAAACAAAUGUUUUAUCAUUUCAAUUCAAAUGCAUAUAGUAUUUUCAUCACAUGCUACAUGAUUUCAAAUUGAUUCCCGUAGUACUGCUGUACCUUGAUACAGGGCUCAAUUUUCUACAGUACUAUACACUAACUACAUCCCUCACUAUUUGCUGUGUAAUGACUUGCGCAAAUAAUAUUUUAAAGCACUCUCUGUCUGGUUUUCAAACAGUAAUUAGAGAAAGUGUAUCUUUAAUUAUUAAUCAAGUCAUGAAUUAUAUCAUUUAAGUGUUUUUGUUCAGAAUUCAAACUGAAAUAAUUUCAAUAAUUACAUACCCUUCCUUGUUGUAAAAGUCUAAGUUACUGUACAUUGAUAACAUUAGUUAUUGUUUUUCUUUCCUGUUUGUCCCAGAUUAACUUUUAGUUGGCAUAAUAUUAUCAAUAGGUUGUUUUGUUUGAAUGUCUAGAGGAUCUUUUCAAUGUAUUGGAUCUUUUCUUGAUGCUUUUAAUAAUUAAUCAGCCAAAUAGCUGGCCUUGUUCCUAGCAACCAAACAGAAUAGACAGCAUGUCAACAGCUAUACUUACAUCAGUGAUUGAAGGGUUUUUGACAGACGAAGAUGGAAAGCACCAAAGCAACCUCAGAUAUUCCUGAAAAGGGAACAGUGGAUUUUCUUAUUCAGAGCUCAAAAAAUUUAAAUUCUUUAGAUUUAAGUUUUCAGAACUUGAGCAAUUUUCCAACAGGUUUGCUUGAACUAACUCAGCUUGAGUAUUUGUAUCUAAAAGGAUCUCAGAUAUCUGCUCUUCCUGAGGAAUUCUUCAGGAAACUCAUAAACUUGGUAUGGCUUGACUUGAGAGACAAUCAACUAGAAAACUUGCCCAAUUCCAUUGGUGAGCAUGGCAGACUUAAGACUCUUCUCCUUCAAGGAAACAAGCUGAAAAUUUUGCCAUUAGAACUUGGGUUAUUAAACUCUCUCAGCGCCAUCAGUCUUUCUGGGAACCCUAUUGAGGAUCCCCCAGAGGAUGUGAUCAAGGAAGGAGUGACAAACAUCCAGGUCUUUCUUCUGAAGAAACUUGGUUUCCAAGAAGUCGAGGUCAAGGGAGAUAACGAAUCCAUAGAUUCAGACUCAGAUUUUGAGGAGUGUAUUCCCUUAAGAGAUGCUAAAAAGAGAAAUAAGACACCCUUAAAAAACAGAUGUAGAACUCCAAAUAAUGAAGACAAAGAUGUUGGAUUUCGGGCUACAGCUGGCGCUGAUCCUGAGACACUGCCCCCUAGGGCAAGUGUGUCGUCGCCAGUGGAGUUCAGACCACUGCUGCCACCGGCUGCCUCUACCCAUCCAGCAAUAUAUGGGUCAUGGCUUGGGGGAAACCCUAACUUCUACAUCCACAAACCCUGGAAGACUGGAACAUUCUUAACUAGGACUAAAGUGAAUGGGAAAUCACAAAAUAUUCAUUCUGCCUAAAAGAGGAAUUUAUGGAUGAUUAGGGGUGUGGUUUUGUGAGAUGUGAAAGGGGGUAAACAUUUUGAAUAUCAAUAAUUUAUUGACAUAGACAAUACUGCCUACUCUAAAAAGCUCUAUAUCUUGAACUUUAAUAUCUUCAACUUUGUCAUCAGGAAUUCAAAUAGUAUUAGUCCUCAGUGUAAACUAAAUAAGUCUGCAUUCAUCAGCUUAACAUCCAAUUAAAAUGACCUAACCAUAAA